GCUGCUUACAGCACAUCUCCUGCUAUUUCCCACCCAGGCAGUGCAGGGCUGACGCUUCUCACAGGCAAGUGUGUCCCCUGCCAGCCGUCUCCCAGCUUUGCUUUGCACCAGGAGUUACAAUGAAUUUUGCAGCCCAGUUUAUCUACUUCAGAGUCUUAAAAAACAGAAGUCCCAGGGACCGCUACAGGGAAGACGAAGACUACGAUCCUUUCUGGCAAAGGUUGGAGAAUAUUGCUGUCUGACUUAGAGCUAGAGUGCUCCUUUAUCCCCCUCAGGGGUCAUGGUCAGCCCUCGGGGUCCACCCAGGGCCAGGCCCACGGACAUGACAACCCCUGGACCCCUCCUGCCUCCUUAUGGUGUCGUAGUUGGAGUUUUGCUUCGCCUCGUUGUUUAUUUAGUCGCUGUGCUGUAUAGUUAUGCUGAGCAGCUGUUCUUGAAAAAGGAUGACAAUAAAAUAAAGAAACAAGAUAUGCCAGCAAUCUGUGAUCUUCACUGCUGUAAGGAUGUGCCUGUAAGAAAUGGCCUAAUUAGGCAGAAGCCACCCUCUAUCAACCCCGAGAGACUGAAGGAUUUUGGGGAGGAGGAUUACCUCAACGGGGAUGUGAAGACCUGGGAAAUGAAGAUAGUGAGCCGAAAUGAGGAGUUACUUAGGGAUGCCCUUUCCUGCAUCCCUCAGCCAAGCAGUAGGACCAGCCUGACAAGCUGUAACAAGCUGAUUCGAUUUGAAGACAUUAGUGCAGCAGCCUUCAAAAUCCAGUGUGGUGUUCAGAAAACCCCCUGCAUGUAUUCUAGGCUAUCCAAGCAGUAUGGAAUGGACAUCUACCUGAAGAAGGAGUUCCUCCAGUACACGGGGUCUGUGAAGGAACGAGGGGUACUUUACCUUCUGAUGUCAUUGCCUCAGGAGCAGCAAAGAAAAGGGGUGAUUGUGGCUUCGGACAGUAACUUUUCCAUGGCUGUUGCUUACCAUGCCUCAGAGCUCCAUAUUCCCGUGUUUGUCAUCGUGUCCACCAGCACGGCUCCAGCCAGGGUGAAAAUGUGCCGUGAGUACGGCGCCAUGGUGAUCUCCUACGGCACCACUGCGAAGGAUUCCCAGGUGCACGCCAGGAGGCUGGCACAGGAGAAUGGUUACCUCUACCUCGAAGAGGAGGACAGUGCUGUGUACCUGUCAGGCCUGGGAACCGUGGGGCUGGAGAUGUACGAGCAGGUGCCAAAGCUGGACGCAGUGAUUUUCCCUGCAGGUGGCCACUGUGGCUUGCUGGCAGGGUCAGCUGCUGCACUCAAACACCUCAACCCACAUAUUUCUGUAAUUGGAGUUGAAUCUGAAAGUUUCCCAGUAUUGCAGCAGUCCUUAAAAGCUGGCCACCCAACUGAUGACCAGGCCUGCAACAAUCAUCACUUCUAUGGAGAUGUGAGUGGAGUUUGCUUUGGCAGCAAUUCUUUGCAGCUGACUGGGAAGCUUGUAGAUAAAGUUGUUGCUGUGAGGGAGGAGGACAUCCUCAUUUCAAUGCUGAGGCUGCUGGAGUAUGAGCGAGCCACGGUUGAUGCAGAAGGGGCCAUUGGACUUGCAGCACUGGUGGCAGGGAAGCUGCCUGAGUUGAAGGGUAAAAGAGUGGCAGUGGUUAUAUGCAGUGGAAACCUGGAAUUACAUUUGCUGCAACAGUGCAUAGCUCGUGCCCUGACCCUGGAUAACAGAGUGUGCAGAUUUUCCCUUGUGAUUUCCGACUGCCCAGGAGACAUGUCAAAGCUACUGGAGAUUUUGGCUCGGGAAGAAGCAAGAGUUUUGGAUAUCAAACAAGAACGCACAUUUGUGACGUCUGAGCUCUUCACUGUCAAGGUCAUCUGCACUGUGGAGACCAGAGACAAGAUCCACACAGCCCAGCUGAGGAAUGCCCUCUUGGAACGCUACCCCACAACUGCCUGGACCGAGCGGUGACGGGCACAGCGCGGUGAGGGGGCACCAGGGCCUCUGACAAGGAUUCCACAGAGCCCCAGGCUCCAGGCUUUCACAACAAAUAUUAUCUUUCAAAGCUGAACAGUUAGCAAAUAGUUUCAGGUUAUUUAUUUCCUGCUCAAAAUGUAGUAAGUAUCUUUGGGGAGAAAAAAAAAAUAAACUCAAAACUUUAGUUUAGCUAAGGGAAGCUCUUAGUUUCUGCUGGUUUGGAAUUCCUCAGUUCAUUAUCAGCUGGCUGCCUGGGUUUUAGCUAGUUUGUAGAAUCCAAUGAUAUUCUGUAAACAAACAAGGAGAAGGCAUUUCUCUUUAUAUCAGAAUAUAGACCUCUCAAAGGUCUUUUGAUUUUGAUGCCCCUUGUUAAAGUAAUGCAGCUCCUUCUGCUGGACUUAGCCACGCUACAAGUACAGAAAUUUUCUGUUUCCAAGGCAGAAGCAGUUUUCUGUUCAUUAAAUCUGCUUCAGGAUAUGUGUACACGUGUGUGGGGUUGAACACACUUCUGUCCUGAUCUUUGCUACCACAUGAGGAAAAAUUAAUAGAAGGUGAUUUAAACACAGAUAGAAAAACCCUUGGAAGAUAAAAGCCAAUAUAAUAUUAAUUUUUUCCCAAGGGAAAAUGAUCCUAUUUGCAAAAUAAAAUUCCAAAAUAUUUUGCAGACAUUGAAAGAAAAGUAUUGAGUAUGAUUACAACUCAUAAACAGAACACAAAUUAUUUCUUGCCUCUGCUUUUGAAGACUCAGUAUAAAAAGUAGCAUAUAAACUGUCUUGUGUUUCUAUAUAAAAAAGGGGUCUUGCUAUCCAGGUGAAUUUUGUAAUUAGCAUUCCACUGAUUAUCUUAGUCUGUCUAAAACAGACUCUAUCCAUCUCACCUGACAGAUUAAGCACACUGUUAAUAGUGACAUAUAUUUAAAGACCACAUGUUUAUAGCCAAAGGCAGUGCUGAGAGAAGAGGAAGCCUAAGUCUUAGGGACGUGGCUAAUGCAAUUAACAAAGAACACAUUGACCUAAAUACCAUUUUUAUCACUGCAGGCAGAGACCAACUAAUAAUAUAACUGAGUGGGAUGGCAAGAAAUGUAAAAGAAGUUCAGGCCCUCUUCUGAAUGCGCACACAACAAAGUUACCCCUUUUCAUUUGGGCAGAAUUUAACUUCAGCUCUGGAAAGACUUUAUAGAACCUUCCAGUACCUAAAAGGGGCCUACAGAAAAGCAGCAUGGGACCUGGGGCAAGGGCUUUAAAGUGAAAGAGGAAAGAUUUAUGUUAGGUAUUAGGAAGAAAUGCUUUACUGUGAGGGUGGUGAAGCACUGACACAGGUUGCCCAGAAAAGUUAUGGAUGCCCCAUCCCUGGCAGGAUUCAAGGUCAUGUUGGUCAGGGCUUUGAGCAGCCUUGUCCACUGAACAGAACUGCACGACAGGGAGGUUGGAACUAAAUGGUCUUUGGGGUCCCUUCCAAGCCAGACUAUUCUGUGGUUCCAUGAUCCAUCUCCCUCUGUAUUCUUUUUCUGGGACAUAAUGUGUUUGCUCCUUCUUGUUGUGGUUCACAAAGGAGCAGGAGCACAGAGUCUGACAAAUGGUGGACAAAAAAUAGAAGUUGACAGAUUUGGUCUCUUUUUGGAAGGACUACGGUGGUUUGCACAUGGAAGUAAAAAUUACUGAUGCCCCAAUGGUUAGUUUUGUUCAAGGUAUAGGCCUUGGUCCUGUAAAUCACAGCUGUGUCCUGUCAGACACAACUCCUUUCUCCACUGUCAGAAGAGUUUAAGAAAUCUGUAUGGAAAUAGAUGACAGAGCCCAUAUUACAUACUUGCUACUUCCAUUGGAACAAGAAAUGAACCACUUAUCAACGAGCAGAUUUGGGAUGAAAACCCAGUAUCGAUAAGGGUAUAAUUAACCUCUCAUGUUUUUUGGCAAAAGUCUCAGGAAAUUUUGAGGAUGUCUCAGGUACCUCCAUGAGAAGAAAAUGGAGUUUUAUAACCAAAGUUCUCACUAGUGGCCAACAGGUUCUGCUGUCCAGAUAUUUGAUUUAAAAUUUUGUAUUUUCCUGGAUGUUAUUGUUUUAGAAGCUCAGAGCAUUAAUGACUUCUUUCCUAGUCAGCAGGAACUGCAUUUAGCAAUUUUACAUCUGGGGCAAGCAGAUGUAGCAGAUAGAGCAACCAAAAAUCAAUACACUUGAAAUCACUGUAUGAUUUUGGAAUGUGUUUGCAGUGGGGGAGAAAGAAGGUGAUGUCCAGAAGGUGCUUUAAAUGUCAAACAUGAUAUUUGCAGUUUGGUUUUAUUUUUAUUGUUUUAAGUAUAAACAUACUUUAAAGUCUAAAUUACUCUUCAGUAAUAAACACUUAUAUGUGAAUAUAAUAAUACCAGAGGUGUUUUUCUUUCUAUAUUGCCUUUAUUGAAGUCUCAUUGGCUUAAAUGAUAAAAUUAAGAUCUUCCAAGGGGAAAAACCCUCAAAAAUGAGACAUUUAAAUGAAUGUAUGCUUGGAAAGAAUAAUGAAAUACCUGUGCUGCUAACCUUUUCCUUUUUGAAUUAUAAAAUAUAAUAAGAUCUACAGCAUUUCAAAGAUCUAAAAAUGUGGUUUUGAAUGUUUUAUUUAAAGAAGUAUUUUUAUAUAGAGUGUUCUUAUAUACCUUGAAAAAUAACUUUAAUGAUUAUGUAAAAAUUUCACUAAUGGUUAUAAAAGCAAAAUAUAAAUCUAAGCAUUGUAUUUAUUUGAAAAAUAAUUAAAAUUCUGCUACAACCAGCAAUGAAA
This is a messenger RNA of Parus major (Great Tit), 4688 nucleotides long. Its product is annotated as putative threonine dehydratase. Gene Ontology annotation, molecular function: threonine deaminase activity; L-serine ammonia-lyase activity. The record is from RefSeq and is a predicted model, not a curated record. NCBI's taxonomy places the organism in Eukaryota, Metazoa, Chordata, Aves, Passeriformes, Paridae. The transcript is spliced from 12 exons. Gene Ontology annotation, biological process: L-threonine catabolic process; L-serine catabolic process. The coding region runs from base 281 to 1933 and encodes 550 amino acids.